GCACAAGUGGUCCGCUGAGGGCACAACUACAUAACAUGAGUUCCAUAGAUGGCGACUUCAACCAGAACUUCCAGGAUGCAAUUGAUGUUAUUCAACAGCAUUCAAAUAAUUCUUACUAUGAUUCCGAGUAUUCCUAUCAUGAGACGCUGACCACAGUCCAACAGCCUUGGUACCUGGUCCCUCAUCCCUCUGAUGCAGCAGUCUCCACUAAUGACUGGAGUGACACAGCUCAGCAGCCAUGGACCCCAGCUCUUCCAGAUGUACCAUUGAGCCAAUCUCUACCCCCAGAACCGCCCCAUUUCUACACAAUCCCACCACCACAGAGCAACAAAGGGCGGAAGAAGCUCAGAUUGUAUGAAUACCUCCACCAAGCUCUAAACGAUCCAAAUAUGUGUGACUCCAUCCAGUGGACAGACAGCGGCAGUGGCACUUUUCACUUCAUCUCAAAGAAUAAGGAGAAACUGGCAGAGUGCUGGGGUCAGCGCAAAGGCAACCGCAAAACCAUGACAUAUCAAAAGAUGGCUCGAGCCCUCAGAAACUAUAGCCGCACUGGUGAGAUCAUCAAGGUGCGUCGCAAACUCACAUACCAGUUUAAUCCGGACAUCCUGCACCGUCUGGGCUCCUCACAGGUGAAUGUGGCCCUGCCCCGUCAGCCUGCACAAGAGGAACACUGCCCACAGCAGCAGACCCAUGGUGACCAGGCCUACGGCAGCUUCACAUCAGGCGAAAGCCACAACUGGUACGGACACUAUCUGAUGUCUGAAGACUACGACCUGUGUCAAAGCUACACCUCACACAUCAAGUCUUGAACAAAACAUAAGUUAGAUUAGUGAUCUAUAAAGCCUAUCAAGUAGAGUUGAGGCAUACAUUUUCAAUAAUGAUCUCAUUGUCCACAAUAUAAAAUAUUCCGGUUACAACACAUCAUAAAAAAGAGUAAACCGUGUUAUCUCACAAUAUGAUACAAAUAUUCUGCAUUCUUGCAGCAGGGAUUGUGUCUACUCACAAAUGGAUAUUGUGAUAUUUCAAUAUUCCAUGUUCCUUUGCACAUGUAUCGUUUUCUGGCACUCUACCAAAGAGGAAGAUCACAUGUUAAUAAACACACAUUUUGCUUUUUAAAGAAGAGCAAACUGUUAGUAUCCACACAAUAUUGCAGUGAUAAUCAUACUGUGAAGUCAGAUGAAUAUGAUAAACAUCCAACCAUGGCACGAGGAAAUCCUCACCAUCUGAAGGUGACUUCUUUGGUAACCAAAUUCUUAAAUGUAUAUUUUGUAUAAUAUAAUGCUAUUUUCUUAAAAGAAAUACUGCUUAAUUUAUCGA
Molecule: messenger RNA, 1317 nt
Organism: Periophthalmus magnuspinnatus
Lineage: Eukaryota; Metazoa; Chordata; Actinopteri; Gobiiformes; Gobiidae
Gene: spic
Product: Spi-C transcription factor (Spi-1/PU.1 related)
Exons: 5
Coding region: 36-809 (257 amino acids)
Biological process (GO): cell differentiation; regulation of transcription by RNA polymerase II
Cellular component (GO): nucleus
Molecular function (GO): DNA-binding transcription factor activity, RNA polymerase II-specific; sequence-specific DNA binding
Source: RefSeq, a predicted model, not a curated record